Molecule: messenger RNA, 2141 nt
Organism: Amaranthus tricolor (Joseph's coat)
Lineage: Eukaryota; Viridiplantae; Streptophyta; Magnoliopsida; Caryophyllales; Amaranthaceae
Product: isoprenylcysteine alpha-carbonyl methylesterase ICME-like
Exons: 11
Coding region: 496-1899 (467 amino acids)
Source: RefSeq, a predicted model, not a curated record
GGAAUUCUUUUCUAUUGAAUUUAAAUCAAAAUCACUUUAUUGAAUCAAAUCGGUCAAAGAUCAAAUUGGGGCUAAAUUUUGAUCACUAGUGUGCAACCUCUCAUUAUGAUAAUGCGCUAGACACAACAUGACACGACAGGUCACGUACGUAGCCGUCACGGGGCUGUGCCUACCUUAGUUGAACCCCACAAAUCUCAUUGACCAUCUUGUGUAGCCCCCUUUGACUCUAACGAGAGAGCGAGACAAUUGACGCAUCCCGGAGGCCGCAUAGAAGACCUCUCCCGGCUCUCCGGCCUCCUUCAUCCUCUCCACGGUCACGGCCAAAACUGCCAAUUUGGCCGCAUCAAAAGACCCUCACAACACACAAGAACAUGAUUCAUCUCUCCAAAAAACUUGUAGAUCAAAAUUUUAACACCCCAAAAUCAAUCAAAAUUCCAAAUUUCCACCCUUAAGUUCCUUUCCAAAUCGGUAUUCCUAUUAGGCUUCUAUGUAUAGAUGAUGAAAAUGAUGAUGAAAUCUAAGCCCCCGAUCCUUCCCCUAACGAAUGACCCAUCAAAAUCAUAUCUUGCUUCUUCUACGUCUUCCAUGUUUGUUCAUCAAACAACUAAUUAUGAACUACCCAAUUCCCAUAUUCUAAUUUCUCCUAUUGAUGAUGAUCACUAUUCUUUGGAAAAGAAACCCCUUCUUUCCAGGUCUUUUAGCUUCACAGAUAAACCCACUAAUACCACCCAGCAACAGCGCAGACGUCGUUGUACUAGUGAUGAUAAUCUACUUCCUGGCGGCAAUGGGGGUGAAAAAGAUUCGUCACUUGCUAUCAGUGUUGAGCAUGCUGCUGCUGAAACUUAUUUGAUCACCAGUCUCAGUUUUAAGCUUCUGGGUUAUUUAGGGGUAGGCUACAGAUGGAUCAUAAGAUUUUUAGCUCUUGGUUGUUAUGCCAUUUUACUAAUGCCUGGUUUUGUUCAAGUUGGAUAUAAUUACUUCUUUUCCAGUCAUAUCCGCAGAGGUAUAGUCUAUGGUGAUCAACCUAGAAACAGCCUUGAUCUAUACUUGCCCAAGAAUAGCGAUGGGCCGAAGCCAGUUGUUGCAUUUGUCACUGGUGGAGCCUGGAUAAUUGGUUAUAAAGCAUGGGGUUCUCUCCUUGGUCAACAAUUAUCUGAUAGAGACAUUAUGGUUGCAUGUAUAGAUUACAGAAAUUUUCCUCAAGGUACAAUGAGAGAUAUGAUAGAAGAUGCUUCCCGUGGAAUUUCAUUUGUCUGCAAAAAUAUUGAGGAAUAUGGAGGCGAUCCCAGCAGGAUAUAUCUAAUGGGACAGUCAGCUGGUGCACACAUAUCUGCUUGCACUCUUAUUGAACAAGCUAUCAAAGAGGCUGGUGGUGAGGGAGAAAGUGUUUCUUGGAGCGUCUCGCAAAUUAAAGCAUAUUUUGGAUUAUCAGGAGGGUAUAAUUUGUUAAACCUUGUUGAUCAUUUCCACAAUAGGGGUUUAUACCGUUCCAUUUUUCUGAGUAUUAUGGGAGGGGAGCAGUCAUUGCGGAACUACUCGCCUGAAAUCGUGGUGCAAGAUCCAAAUGUUAGAAGUGCUGUGUCUCUACUACCUCCUAUGAUUCUUUUCCAUGGUACUGCUGAUUAUUCCAUUCCGUCAGAUGACAGUGUGAAAUUUGCUGACACACUUCGAGGCCUUGGUGUAGAAGCUCGAGCGACAUUGUACGAAGGGAAGACUCAUACUGAUGUUUUUCUCCAGGAUCCAAUGAGAGGUGGUAAUGAUUCAAUGUUUGAAGAUUUAGUUGCUAUAAUUCAUGCCGAUGAUGAAGAUGGACAAGCGAAGGAUGCAAUGGCACCUCAAAGAAAACGUAUGGUGCCUGAAAUUAUGCUGAAAUUAGCUCGUGCUGUUAGUCCUUUCUAAGUUUAGUAUAUUUUUAAGGAAUUUGUCUAGUUUUUAGAGGAAAGAAGACGACAUAUUAUUUCCGCUGUUCUACAGCAGCGACAUUGUAUUUGUACAUACAUAUACAUAUCGGUAUUUUAAUUAUAAAUAGGUCCCAACUUCCAACUUUGUAUUUUUGGAUCUCACCAUUGCAAAUGAUGUAAUGUCAAAAACAGUUUUCUUUGAGAUAUGGAAAAUCUGCCCCAGCCCCCAUUCAUAUUUCA